Messenger RNA from Pediculus humanus corporis (human body louse), 2049 nucleotides. RefSeq names its product tyrosine kinase receptor, putative. NCBI's taxonomy places the organism in Eukaryota, Metazoa, Arthropoda, Insecta, Psocodea, Pediculidae. Gene Ontology annotation, molecular function: fibroblast growth factor receptor activity; ATP binding. Gene Ontology annotation, cellular component: signaling receptor complex; membrane. Bases 1 to 2049 code for a protein of 682 amino acids. The record is from RefSeq and is a predicted model, not a curated record. Gene Ontology annotation, biological process: fibroblast growth factor receptor signaling pathway; multicellular organism development; protein phosphorylation. The transcript has 7 exons.
AUGCAAUCGUUGUCACUCGUACAACCCACGGAUUCCGACGAUUCCGAUAAAGAUUUGGAUGUACAAUCGACGGCGGGAUCGUUUAAAUCGACCGAAUUACGAACGAAGCCAAAAUUUACAAAAAUGGAUCAAAUGCACAAGAUAUGCGUUAAACCCGCUGGUAACAUGGUUAAAUUAAAAUGUCCGGCCGAGGGUAAUCCAAAUCCGAACAUAACGUGGACGAAAGAUGGUUUGCCACCCACGAGACACUUGGGCACGAUUCGUUAUUUCCGCUGGUCGAUUGUUCUCGAAGAUUUAGUUACGGACGAUGCCGGAAAUUACACGUGCACGGUAUGCAACACGGAAGGUUGCAUUGAUUUUACGUUUAAAGUCGACGUGAUGGAACGAUUUCCACACAGACCCUACAUAAAAGAAGGAUAUCCGAAAAAUCAAACGGUUCUCGUUAAUUCUGAUGCCACUUUCGAAUGCGAAGUGUAUUCAGAUGUUGAACCUUUUGUUCAAUGGUUACGAUUGUAUUCAAUACCGUCCGGCUCCGAUGAAAUACCCAAUGGCACUGUUAUUCAGACUGCCGCCGACAACAUGAACGCGGACAUUCUCGAAAUUUACAACGUGACACACGAAGACGAAGGUUGGUACACCUGCAUCGCGGGUAAUAGUUUGGGAAUGACGUUUGCAAGCGCUUAUCUGAGAGUCGUUGAUCAAGAAGAAAUAAAGGAAGAACAUUUGAAAGCGCGAAUGACUUUUUCGAAUUACGCCGUCAUAGCCGUGAGCGUGGGUUUGAUGAUGAUAUUCGUCGUGUCGUUUUUCCUUUACUUUUUGAAAAUAAAAAGAACGAACAAGCAGAAGAUAGCAGAAGCCGCUCUCAUGAUGAAUAAGAAAAUAAUAGUCGUGGAAAAACAAUGUUUGGCCAACGAGGAGUCCAACGCGACGGAACCCCUCAUGAUGCCCGUCGUGAAAAUAGAAAAGCAAAAAUUAUCAAAUUGCAAAACGGGAAACGGAAGCAUAUUGGGAGUGUCACCGGGAGAACUCAUAACGCAAUACGAACUUCCGUUGGAUGCCGUUUGGGAAUUUCCAAGGCAUCAACUAGUCAUGGGAAAAGUUUUGGGAGAGGGAGCUUUCGGAAAAGUUGUCAAAGCGGAAGCGAAAGGAAUCGUCAAACAGGGCGUCACUUCCGUCGUAGCCGUUAAAAUGUUAAAGGAUGGUCACACGGAUGCGGAAAUGAUGGAUUUGGUUUCGGAAAUGGAACUCAUGAAAAUGAUCGGAAAACACAUAAACAUAAUUAAUUUAUUAGGAUGCUGCACGCAAGACGGUCCGCUCUACGUCAUCGUGGAAUACGCACCCAACGGGAAUUUGAGAGAAUACCUGAGACAGCACAGGCCGUGUUCGGGAUACGAACCUGGAAUCGGUACGGGAUUAAAGGAAAGGAAAACGUUAACGCAAAAAGAUUUGGUAUCGUUUGCGUAUCAAGUCGCGAGAGGAAUGGAAUAUUUAGCUUCUAGAAAGUGCAUACACAGAGAUUUAGCAGCUCGUAACGUAUUAGUCAGCGAUAACAACAUAUUGAAAAUAGCAGAUUUCGGUUUGGCACGUGACGUACACUGUCAUUAUUAUUAUCGUAAAACGACGGACGGACGUCUUCCGGUCAAGUGGAUGGCACCGGAAGCUUUGUUCGAUAGGGUUUACACGUCACAGAGCGACGUUUGGUCGUACGGAGUUUUACUAUGGGAAAUAAUGACGCUCGGGGGUACGCCCUACCCCUCGGUUCCGAGAGUCGAAAAACUCUUCCAACUGUUACGUAGCGGACACAGAAUGGAAAAACCUCCGUGUUGCUCUUUAGAAAUAUACAUGCUAAUGAGAGAGUGUUGGAGCUAUCAACCCGUCGCGAGGCCGACAUUUUGGGAAUUGGUUCAAAGUUUGGAUACCGUAUUGGCGCAAACGGCAAACGAGGAAUAUUUAGAUCUCGGUUUGCCUCAAGUCGAAACUCCACAAUCGAGUCCCGGAAAUAGUGAUGAUGACGAAAGCAGUUUUCUAUCACCGGCUCCUUUAUUUUAA